AUGGCGGUCGUCCGUACUUCCGCUGCGCAUGCGCAGUUUACAGGAGAGGUCACAGGUCAGAGUUGGGAGGUUCCCCAAUCAGAUAAGUUGCUUAUUGUUCUUGAAGAGAGCUACACUAAGUGCGCCGAGACAAGCGGAGUACAGAGUCCAAGAGACGGGCAGCAUCGAUGGAUUAAAGCUAUCAAGACUCUUCACGGAAACAUGAUGCCAGCCGUGGAAAACAUUCCAAGUGAUACAUCGCACCUGUUGCGGGAAAUACUUCAGAACAAAGGAAAGAACUUGAACAAUAAUGAUCCUAACAAGAGUAUGCAUGUGAUGAACCACGGACACAACCCUUCAGAGGCCAGUUCAGCUGUUAUCAUGUCUCACAGUGAAAAUGUUUCUGUUGAUGGGGAUCAUGUCUCGGAUGACCUUGACCCUCGGGUGGACAGUGAGGAGGAUAGUGUUGGCGAGGAGGAGCAGGAUAUUGGUGAGCAGAAAGAUGGAAGUUUUGGGGAGUGGCAAGCUAAUGACAGUAAAGAAGCCAAGAGGGCUCGUGUUGAAAACAUUUUGUCGAGUAUGAGACAAGGUCCAUCAGACAAUGAAGAUGUGCCUUCACUGAAGGCCAUGGAAGUCAAGAGACCCAAACGCAAACAGCUCCAGCCACAACAGCAUGAUGGCAGCAAUGGAAGUUCGGAGGGGAAGUAUCGGAAGGUGGAGCAGAUGGCCCUCCAAGAACAUAUUCGGCAGCUUCAGCAGCAGCUACAGGCAGUUAAGCGAAAAUGUGACCAGAUGUGUGAUGAAGAUCUUCCUGCAGACGAGAGAUCUGGCGACUUGAAUCACAAGAGAUCCGAUGAAGUCAUUUCCAGCAAGGAGCAAAAUGGAGUCGGAAAGUCACCAGUUCGGGAUGACUAUUUCCCUGUGAGGAGGUCUGAGCUGGACUUGAGGCAUAUGCAACAGCUCCUUCAGGAACAUGAUCGCUUUGACAAGCUGUCCAGUAGUGCUAUGUCGGUUCAACAUGUAGGGGACAUGCAGAGUGUGAUGGACUCAUUAAAAACUGAAAUAAUUGGAGCCAUUACCAAAGUGGUGGAAAAUGUGAUGAGCAAGAUGAUUGAAAAACAUGUUGUAAAAGACAAUGUCGAAACUAAGAAACCAGUUGUGGAGGAGGCGGAGAAGGUUAUCCAGGCUCCGACACCUGAACGCAAGAGCAACAACACUACCCCCAAAUCUGAUCUAUUUUCUGAUGCCUCUUUGGGCAGGCUUGGUGAGAAGCUGAGUGCGUUUGAAGCAAUUAACAGAGACAAUGAUUUAGCUCGUUCUCAACAUGUUCCUCCUCAUGUGCCUUUCCCUCAUUUUCCCUAUUACAUGCCGACACAGGUGCUGCCACCUCUGUAUGCGCAGGAACCCGAACAGACAGAGGCACUUCCUCUCAUAGUCAACACCCCGAAGAAAAAACGUACAAAAGUCACCGAUACACGUCUCUCUCCUCGAGCUAAAGCCGCCCUUCUUCAGGACAGCACUCCGAGCUCGUCUCAUCACCUCGACCUUGAACGACAUUUCCAGUCAUAUCCUCACUUCCUGCCACCGAUGUUACCAACAAGUGUUGCCAUACCGAACCCUGGGCUUCAGCAGUCAGACAUUCUCGCCUUUAGUACGCUACGGGAUAACUGUUUCCCGGAUCACCGCCUACAUAGCCACUCUCCGCCCAAUGACUCUGGCUCCCCGCGGUCCCCCUCCGAUGCCUUCUCCCACGUGGGGAAGUCGGACAUGUAUGAUGUGUCUCCCAGCAGUGAUAUGGAUGGCCAGAUGCAAAUGACCAGUAAUCUAACACCCAUGCACUUACGGAAAGCCAAGUUGAUGUUUUUCUUCGUGCGCUACCCAAGUUCUGCAAUUCUCAAGAUUUACUUCCCAGACAUCAAGUUCAACAAAAACAACACUGCCCAAUUAGUCAAAUGGUUCAGCAACUUCAGAGAGUUCUACUAUAUCCAAAUGGAGAAAUUUGCUCGUCAGUCAAUCGCGGAAGGAUGCAAGCAUAUCGAGGACCUUGUAGUGACUGCAGACUCAGAACUCUAUCGUGUCCUGAAUCUCCACUAUAACCGAAACAACCAGAUUGAGGUGCCUGAGACAUUUCGGAUUGUGGUACAAUCAACGCUACGAGAGUUUUACCGAGCUAUAUCCGCCAACAAAGAUACCGAGCCAUCUUGGAAGAAGGCCAUCUACAAGGUCAUUGCCAGAAUGGACGACUCGUUACCUGACUUUUUCAAAUCAGCAAACUGGCUGGAACGUCUUGGAGAUGCAUAAACAAUUAAGAUGUUUCACUACAUGUUGAGGUACUGUUUAUGAUGAUCAGCUGGUGAGACAAGAUACAGGAAUACCGGUUCCCUGAUUUACGGCUCCCGAGUCGUGACUGGAUCGAGUGGAGCUAGUCCAGUUUCAAACAUAUUGACUCUGAACAAGGAUUAUUGAAUAUAAACCUUUGUUUAUAAAGAUAUUUAUUUAUUUGUUUAUCAUGUGACAACAAGAAUAUGGAAAAUGCAUAUUUAUUAUUCUUUUUAUAAUUCAGAGAUAAUAUCCAUCAUUUUUAUCAAGUGCUAUGAUUAAUAUUUUAAAUAUGUUUCACUGUUUUUUUGACAUGCAACUAUUGUACGAAAUAAUGCAUAAUUAACAAUAUUCAAUAUUGUGGAAAAUAUGGCCAAGGAGCAUAAUGUGGAGGUGAUUGUGAAAUCAGACAUAAUGUGAAGAGGAAUGGUCGUGAAGUCAGACAUAAUGUUUCAUACCGUUUUUGCUGGGUUUAGCUGUUACAUACUCUAGUCACUUCAAGCAGUGUGUUCGUCUACGUCAUGGUUCGUCAAUACAUCAUAUUUAUCUGGGUUUAUUUUCAUUUCUCAGAUCUGCAUGACAGACUGUGUAUACACAUAAUGUUAUAUAUAGUUUCUGUUGACCUCGCAAAAUGCUUCGGACUAAACUGUUUACACUUAGUCCGGAAAAGAGCUUUGUCAUCACUUUGUUCACAAUCAUUACAGUUUUCUCCGCUUCUCUUGCAUUGCUUCAGGAUAAUUCUUUUGCGCAAACAAGCCAUUACUACCCAGCUUCAUAAUUUGUAACCAUGGUAACUUGUUAAAUUGUGAUCUGCUGUUGUUAAACAUUCCAUACAAUUUCAAACUUAAGCUAGAUUCAAAUGUCCAGUAUGAUAGGAAAAAUGUUGAUCUUGACCCAAAUGAUAUUACAGAAUUUGUUUUGUUUAUAUUUUGUUGUUAUAGAGAUCAAAGAUCAAAACCAACCUAAUCAAAUUUAUGUGAAAGUUCACUUUAAAUUAGAUCUUACGUAAUCAAAAUGUGUCAUAAUAAUUAGAUCAAAUUAAUUUAAAAUAUUUCUGGUACCUAAAGGGUUUCAGCUGAAAUCAAGCAAGGAGUUCACCAUAUUUUCUUGACAUGUAAUUAUUUCACAAUUCAGAAAUUUACAAAUAAUCUCAAACAUAUUCAUUGUUAGAUAAUCUCAUAUCACAAUGUUUGGAGCUAUCUCCCUUGCCAUCUCAUGGCAGCCAAGUACUGAUUUUGAACAUGUAAUCAUCAUAUUAUUCAUUUUCAUUCCUUCUUUUGCACCCCAGUAUUCAAUUUUCAAAAGUUAUAUUGAAAGAGGGUGGGUAGCAAGAAGUUUGAGGUAACACUCAUUAAUUUGGCAAAAUAUAGCAUAAAUGAUUACCAAUUAAUAACUUUAACUUUGCAGGAUGGUUGCAUUUGGGGCAACUUGAAAAUAGUGGUUGCACUUGGUGCAACAUCCCUCUGUUUACGAUUAGUUGAACCUGUUUUCACCUGUUGGUUGCACAUAGUGCAAGUCAGGCUGCAGGGAUGAUUAGACAAGUGAUUUCCAUCUACUCAACUGUAAAGAUGUUUAGAUAACUGAAACUUUCCUUCAUGGUAUUUUAUUUACUUGUGUAUUAUUGACUUGAAAACUAAGUACCUAAGUUGUUUUUGAUGAUCAUUCAGAUGAUUGUUAAUGUCAUGAAAGGUGUUGUAGAGUGGGUUAAUUCAGCAGUGUAAAACCGAUGAAGAUUCUUUGUUCAAAAUCAGUCGCUCCAAGUCCCUUUUCUCUUUACAUCACUUAGUCAGAUGUUAUUGAGAGAAAUGUGCAAUGUUCGCAGUUUUUGACCUUUCCAGAGAUCUCUGUAGGCUAAAGGUAGACAUUUGUAGACAGUAAUUUGUUUAUUUCCAAAUACAUAUAAUCUGCCUGUAUAAUAGUAUGUAGAGUAGUAGGCACAGACUGUGUUCAAACCUUUUAUCAUAUGCAUGAAUGAGCAUAAUAUUGAAAUAUUUCUUACGAUGUGUUUUUUAGAUUCUAGUUUUUCUAGCAUUAUUUGUGUUGCUAGGCAAUGACCUGUACUGGUAUACACGUGUAUAUAUACAUGCACAGAUUGAUGAGUCAGCAAUUUUAUAUGGGAUCAUUUCACAUUUUUAUUUCAUGCUUGAAACCAGUAUCCAUAGCAACUAGCUUUCACUAUGAGUAUGUACCUUGUGCAAUAACAGUUUGGACUUCCAACACCAAAGGGUUCAUGACAAUUUCAUAUUCCAUCAAAUCCAGGGGAUUAAGCAAAGGUUAUAAUUUGAAAGUACAUGACAAGUUAUUGUAUUGCAUAAUUAUUCUUUGAAGGACAUGAUGGUGUAAUUUGUGUCCUAUGUUCAUGUAUAUAUGUAUUGAACUACAAGAACAGAAUAUGAUUUGAGUUAACCUUUAAUCACUGCUAGAUCACAAACUGUGUGCAGCCUCUUGGUACAGAAAAUAUUAUACAGUGUAUGUUGCACCAUAUAGUGCGACCAGUGCUAGUGAUUGGUUGCACUUUGUGCAAUAGGGUUUGCAAUUAAUCGCAAUUAAUGAUUGUUUGGUUGCAUUGGUGCAACUUGAUAAUGUGGUUGCACUUGGUGCAACAUCCCUCUGCUUAGAUUAAUGCAACCUGUUCUCACCUCUUGGCUGCACAUUGUGCAAGUCAGGCAGUAGGGAUGAUUAGACCCUGUGAUUUCUGUCUAUGCUUUACUCAACUGUGUUGUUUUUAUUUAUUUCUUCAUUGUUUUGUUGUGAAAAUGCCCAUUGGUGCCAUGCAGUCUUUGCUCAAUACUGCGGUAAUCAAACCAUUGUCCCUAAUCGGACCUGUACGGAUCAGGAGAAUUCCAUUGAACUAGUCGUCUUUGUUGUGGUAGAGUAGAAAGCAUAAUACUUUAUAUUCGUCUAUCAUUUUCUGAUUGAAAAUCGAUGUCUGAUAUUUACCAUUCCAAAUGAUGUCAUUUACACUAUUAUAGUAUGUGUGAAAUUAUAUUUUGAGGUUGAAGUCGUGUAUUAUUAAAUAUCAGCCUUGUUCCUUUGUAUAUAAACUACUGUGAGACUUUUGUUGCCUUUUCCUUGCUGGUGGUCAGUGAGUGGUCAGUGAGUGGUCAGCUACUGCCGCUGCAAGCCUGUCAUUAUCUACUCACAGUAUUGUUAUUGCUGGCCUGUAUAAGCUGGUUCUGUGUGAAGGUUGUGGGGAGGUAACUCUUGUAGUUAGGAAUGCAUGCAACUUGUUGGAAAACAAAGACUACAGUUUGUGACACAUAUUUUCAACCUUUGUGAUUAUUUUCUGAUUGAUGAACUUUCAUUUUAAUAAUUUUUUCUAAAAGCACAUUCAGAAGAUUGUAUUUUCAAAAGUCUAUCCCUAUUUCAUGUGAGCAAAGGUUUAUGAAUGAAGUUGGCUCGGAUGACCUGAAUUGUUUAACUGUUUCAAAUAUCUUAACAUCAAGCUGAAACACCAGUCAUGCAGUACAUUGCCAUACAAACUGAAUACAUAUAUGUGCCAUAAUUAUUUCUAGGAUGAAAUUAUGUCAACAGCACUUUGUUUUCCAUCAGGUUAUCGGAUGAAAGAAAGCGGUGUAAAAUUCACCCAAAUUGUUUUCCCAGUUAAAUUAAGUUGGUUAUUUGUGUAGAACUUCAAUCCUCCUUCCCUGGUCAUGUGGAGAGCCGGACAUCCCCGGCAUCCACACUCUUGUCCAGCUGAUGCCUCCCCGCUCUACACCAUGUGGGUACAUCAGUACUACAACGUUGUAAACAGCAUCCACUGUGACAUCGUCUACCAGUGUUGACCAGGUUCCUCCAAAUUGGGUGUGGUCAGUCAACUGUGACUGGGAGAAAUUUGCCUUUCCACCUUUUCUAUAUUUUCCUAACUUUUACAUGAUAAUAUUGUAGCUGUUAUCAAAUAAAUACUUAUAAAUAAA
Haliotis rubra (blacklip abalone) is the source of this 6215-nucleotide messenger RNA. RefSeq names its product homeobox protein prospero-like. Gene Ontology annotation, molecular function: RNA polymerase II cis-regulatory region sequence-specific DNA binding; DNA-binding transcription factor activity, RNA polymerase II-specific. Gene Ontology annotation, biological process: regulation of transcription by RNA polymerase II. Gene Ontology annotation, cellular component: nucleus. The coding region runs from base 1 to 2280 and encodes 759 amino acids. NCBI's taxonomy places the organism in Eukaryota, Metazoa, Mollusca, Gastropoda, Lepetellida, Haliotidae. The record is from RefSeq and is a predicted model, not a curated record. The transcript has 5 exons.